This is a messenger RNA of Spirodela intermedia, 6239 nucleotides long. The record is from the annotation of a GenBank genome assembly. NCBI's taxonomy places the organism in Eukaryota, Viridiplantae, Streptophyta, Magnoliopsida, Alismatales, Araceae.
AUGGAAACCGGGGAAAGACGCUGCUUCUACCCCCUCACGAGCUUGCAGAUUGGGUUAGUACAGACGUGCACAUUUCCCUUCUCGUCCAUUCAUCCUCCAGUUGGUGUUUUCAUCAAAAUAGUCUGUAUAUCUGUUCAUUCUCCAAGUUUCGACGUCUAGGGUGCUCUUUCGGGUCUAAAUUAGGUGGAAACCAUAAUUGCAUGUAUUCGCAGGAAAGAAAGCUUAUAGUCUGUCAAAAAAGCCCUGCGAGUUGCGAGUAAUUGCUGGAUGGAUUAUACAUUUGAUUAGAUUAUGUAUUCAUCUAACCUAGCAGGAAACAGGGGAAGUAGAUCCAGUCCUUUUGAAUAUUGUGUGGGCAUAGUGAUGGCUUCUGUGAGCCCUAUUAGAGGGAGAAUUAUAUCCAGUAACAUAGUGAAUAUAUGGUUGAUCCGAACUGGAAGGGACGAGAAAUCUCACUUUCCUAGGGUAGCAGGCUGUGCUCAUGCUCCAGCCAUCCAUUUUUCAGUUAGCCUGGAGAAUAAAUGACUGGAGAUCUAUAGUACGGAGGGAUAUUUCCUGGCAUUGAACUGAGAUAAAUCAAUAUUGAGUAAGACCCUUGCUUUCAGGUCGUUCUCAUGUCUUGAAGCUACUCAAGAAUGGUUAAAAAUGGUGUCUCAAGCAUACAACUGAUACGGCAGCGCUUUGGGAUAAAGUCGUAACCCAUAUAACCAUGUCCCUCAUUUUCCCUCAUUGCUGGUGUAUUUUCUAGGAUGUCUGUUUUGUUCAUGCUUGAGCAGAUGUCCAAGAGAAUAAAAGAACCUUAGACAUAUUUAAUAGACGUCACCAGCACCCAUGGGACUAAGAAGGAUCAAUAUCACAUGUUCGUAGCCAAUGAGAUGGAGGGAUUUGCUGGCCUCGAUUGAGAUGAGAAUCUAUGGAACAUGGGAAAUAAGGUCUGAAACAGAUGAUGAUGGAAUUCUGGGUGCAGAUUACCCAUUAUGCAGUUAGUUUUGAUUAUCAGUGGGGUGGAAUUUCAUGGCUGAUUGGUAUAGUUUUUGUUAUUAGGGGCUUCUGGGUCAAAUUUUCUCAUCCCCUAUUCGUUAUACAUUUGUUUCUGGCAUGUCAGGGCAAUGCUACCUUUUUCUUGCAACCUCUCGUUUCUUUUGCCCUUCAGUCCCCUGUGUAUAUCUGUGAUAGAUAAUAUGCCUACCUUUUGACUUUACUAGUUACUAGGUUAAUAAUAAAGGUCUGCACAGGACAGCAUGCGUUUGAAACUAGGAUAUGUGCCAGACUGAAGCUAGGUUGCCUAAAAUUAUGGCCUCUUAAAAGCUAGUAAGGUGUCUCCAGUAGUUGCAUAACAGUUCAUUUUACUUAUUCCAAGCUGAAUGCUUGUCUCCAUUUGUAUGAUUAAAUUCAAGGACAUCUUAUGUUGUCUGGGCUAUUUAUUUGAAGUACUCAGAAAUUUAUUAGUAUGGUAUUAGAGUUCAUAACGAAACUUAAUUUUGAAAAUAAGCUGUUUCUUAAUUUAUUAAUUACAUUUUGCAGGGAUCUGCAGUCUUAUCUUUCUUGUCGUACAAUUUUUUUGGCGCCCAGAAGUAAAAAGUUCUUUAUUCUUGUUGAUUAUCGACUAUGUUUGACUGAUUGGGACAUGCGACCUACGCACCUGUGGCAACUCAUGGUUACCAAGGUUAGACAUAGACGCUGUCCUUGGUUGCAGUUUCUGUAAUUUUAAUCAUAUGUUCAGAAACAGAUUUCUGUUCUUUGCAGUCAAGGCUCUCCCCUUUUGCAAACCGUAAGGUUCAAAGACAGAAAAAGAGUUUUCCAAAAAGGCUUGACUCAAAAAAUGGGACUAAAUCCGACAAAGAGAACAACAAAAUGCUGCACAGAUGGUUUUCAUUGAUUGGUGCUGCAUUGAACCAGAAGAGAGCAUUUCUCCCCAUUGAAAAGCUGAAAGAUUCAUUUGUGCGAAAUAGUGAUUUGCACGACACCUUUUAUGGGUUUAUAAUUUUUGAAAUCUCAUGGAGUGAUGUACGGGGUAUCAACUAUGUAAAUGAACUUCUGGUAUUCUCUCUUCUCUGGCAUGUAUCACCAGUUUUUAUUGAUUUUCUGUUUGAAAGUCAGAAGGGUUUUAAAUUCCCUGUGUAUCUAUCAUCUGCAGACAGACACAUCAAUGGCAGUGGAGGCGAAGAUAAUGAAGAGGUGGGAAUUUGAUAGCGUUCAGCAGGCUUCAAGCUCCAUUUCCUCUUGGUUUGCAGGGACGCGCUAUGAGCGAUCACUUUUACUAAACUUUCUCAACGAUGGAUCAAAGACAGGUUCUUAAUUUCUUCUCUCUUCAUUAUGUUGAUCGAGAUUCGGCUGCAUGCAAAAUAACGUAUGUUGCUGUCCAGGAGAACCAGGAGACAUAUUUUUUGAUGCUCAUGAGAACACUUCGGCUAUUGGCCUGAGAAGGGACUGCAUACCCAGUAGUGAUGAUGAUGAUUUGGCUGAGAAUAGAUCUCCACGUGAUGAUGCUAGCAGUUCAAGUUCAGACUCUUCUGAAACUUUACUGUAUACGCCUCCCAUUUCUGGUUCUUUCAAGAGAAGAAAACUUACAGGAUCCACGUUCAUCAUCAACGACGGGGAUGAGGUCUCAGAUAAAGCAGCCAGUGAGACUAUCAGCUCGCCAAGACAAUCCCCAGCAUCCACUUCGCACUUUAGCAGUGACAGUGAAAGUGCUUCCACAGUUCCCGAGGCAACUAAUUACCAAGACGUGCUGAUCUUAUUCAGAUUUAACGAUCACGAUCUCCCAUUCAAGCUGAAGGAAAUUAUCAUGGCCGACCGGCGACUACUCACCUUACUGGAAUAUGGGCUUCCAUCUUGGGUUAUUUUUCUCCAAUCAUAUCCUGUAUUUUGCAACAUUUAUCGCCCAUGGAUGUGCCCUCUCGCAAGAAUCCUAUACAUAUUCAUUUCCGCAGCGACUGUGCUCAUAGGAUUCUAUGACUUGUACAAAAAUAUCCCUGUUCUCAAGGCAACAGCAUCUCGCUUAUGCGGGCCCUUCUUCAACUGGAUAGAGAGCUGGGAGAUGAUCUCCAGGAUUAGAUACCUUGGAACGAUGCUUUUCCUUCACAACUUCGAAAUUGCCGUUGGCUGGUUUGUGGUGACCAGCCGUGCCAUCAGAUCAAUCUUCUCAGUCUUGUCGAAGCCUUUGGCUGGCCCGCUAAUGGAGCUGAUGGACCUCCUCGCCCCAUUCCGGGUGCUCUACCUAGAGAUGACUGGGUUUCUGACUUCUGUCACUUGGAAUGUGAUCGGAUCCACCUGCAGCAUGGUCAUGACCGUAGUGAAUCUCCUACUCUGGCCCUUCUGGCUUGUCCUUUCUCUCACAUGGAGCCUCGGUAUGCCUCUAAUCCUCAGACUCUCUCUCUCUCUCUCUCUCCCCCCUGCUGCAAUUCGACAUUCAUUUUCAUUUUUUGACCCAAGAAAUUCUCCCACUAUCUUGUUAAAGUAUAAUUUUUAAUGUAAGAAUUCAAAGGAAAUUUACAAAAACUUGGAUUUAAACAACAACACUUCCUAUAUCCACUUCUACUUCAACUGAUCACCAUGGGAUUUUUUCCCACAAUCUGAUCUGUCUGUGCAGCAACCUCGGUCAUAUACCCCAUCGUGUGGAUCCUCUGGGGAGUGCUAAUCGCCCCUGCUCGCCUCAUCUUUGCCUGUGUGAAUCUCAUGGUGAUGCUUUACUCCUCUGCCUGUGGUAUGAUGGGAGGGGUUUGGUCAAUGGUGGCCCCUGUAUUCCAGAUUAUGCCCAGGUCUGAAGUCACCGUGAGGUCCUUCGAGAUUCCCCUCUGGCGAUCCCUAUGCUUGAAGGUCUGUGAUUCGUGGGUUGACUUCUCUCUGAUCUUUUUCGCCUCAGAAAGUAUGAUCGCCAUGGUUUCCUUCUUUCCUGCAGGUGUUUCAUGCCAUAAAAGGAAUUCUGUAUGGUUUUAUAGCCUUCUUUGCGACCUGCAACAGGCACCGCUUGAGGUUAUUUAUCUAAUCCAUCCCUUUCGUAUUUCCACGUCUCAAUUCGCAGCCUGUCUCAUAUGCGAAAUAAUAUGAUGUUUUCUUUAUUUCCACGUAGGAUUUUUCAUGUCUGUUUGUUGCCCCAUGCAGCAUCUCCAACCGCUUGCAAGAGAUUGCCCUUGGCCAUUCUACUGCUCGCGGGGGGGCCCUUGACUCUGGCCAUCAUCCUCUGAAGAAAUCUAGAGCCCGGACUCCGGUAAGUCUGGAAAUGGACCUGAAAAGUCAGACCUCAGUCGGCGCUACUCUCUCUCUCUCUCUCUCUCUCAUAUGUUACAUUGACUUUGUGUGAACAGGUGUCGCAGAGGGGGCGGGCCCACAGCAGGUGAGUUCUGCUCUUCCAAACUUAAACGCACCCUCUUCUGUGAAAUAACGACGCAAUACGAGCUUUAAUGGCGGGGACUGCAUUUCCUUCUGCCAGGCACCACACGGAUUCCUCCUCGGAGAAAACUCUCAGACGGCGAACUGGGAAGAACAGGGAAGUCCUGGUGUACGAAUGAGAACUGCCACAAGGUGCAUAAUUCAACAGCCCUUCUUCUUCUUCUUCUUCUUCUUCAUAUUGUUUCGAUCCAGAGAGAAAGCCACAGGGCAGUGAAACUGGUUCAUUCUUCAACUGUAACCGUAGAUCCCACCGAGGGGUGUGACUCCCACGCCCAGGUGGGAAUAGUAAAUCUCGAUUUAUACGACGCAGAAAAGGAUAAGAAUUUGUAUAUCAAUGCAGGUUUGUGCCACACUCAACUUUAGUCUUGUGGGAAUAUGAAAAAUGAGAAAGAGAGAGAGAGACAGAGAGAGCCAUGAGAGAUGGUGGGUGAGUAAUGCCGUACAAGUCGUCGGGCCUGGAGUUGCUAUAAUUCUUUAUCGAAUGAGUGACUUUGCUCACUAAAAUUUUCAUGCUAUUUUAAUCAUUUUUUGCUAAAACUUGUUCCGUAAAACCUCGUUCUUGAGUUGUUUGGGGUUGCUACUGUCUCUCGCUCUCUCUCUCUCUCUCUCUCUCUCUCUCUCUCUCUCUCUCUCUCUCUCUCUCUCUCUCUCUCUCUCUCUCUCUCUCUCUCUCUCUCUCUCUCUCUCUGUGAGAGAGAGGGUAGGAGGACAGUCAUUAACGGAGAGACCCGACUUACCUGGUAAUAUGCCAUCAAAUUAGGUAAGUAAAAAUGUAUAUUUGUAUACAAAAUCUCCCCCCCUCCCCCUCCUCUUCUCUCUCUCUCUCUCUCUCUCUCUCUCUCUCUCUCUCUCUACACUCGAUUUUCGGCGAGAAGAUUGCUCUCUCAGCCAUGUAUCUGGUUCUCUGAUCUCUCUGCGGGAUAGGCUCCCCGGCUGCCGACGUCUUCAUCUGCGGAGAAGAAACAGUGGAUCAGGUCCUCUUCCUCUGGUCCUCGUGUUCUGACUAUGCCUUGAGACGGUGAUUGAAUUGUGGUUUCUCCUCUCCGGGACUUCAGUUUGUUGAUGGCAGAUGAUUGCCACGGAGGAGGAUGAUGGCUCCCCCCGGUGGAGAUACGGCAGAUAGCGUCGACUUGGGUUGGUUGCCUAGCUUUUCCUCGUGCCGUUGCUGUGUCCAUGGCAAAUUCACUUUUUGGAUACCACACUGGGUGAGGGUCCGCAUUGAUUCUUGGUCAUAAGAGCUCCUACUCUUUGAGCUCCGUUAAUCUUCUCCGAAGAUUACACCUAUCUGCUAAUGGACCUUGGGGCGAACAGAGCUCUAUUGCUCCGUUCUAAUUUAUGUCACACACACUUAAUUAAACUUUAUAAAGUUUAUCAAUUAACCUUAUAGUUAAAUCCAAUGAGGUGAUCCAAUGAUUAAAACACUUCAUUUAAAUUCUUCUAUUAUAAUCAUAUGAUUACGAAUUUCAUAAUGUAAUCCAUAUUUGAACUAGUGUAAUCUUGAAAAUUAAACAAGUUAUUUUAAAGUCAAGAAAUCAAACUCCUAAUUUUUAUACUUAACUAAAAUUUGUAAAGUGUGACAAAUAAAACAUUUAAUCUAUGAUUGGUAAAUCACUAAAAGAUCAUUUAAUUUGGGUCAAUUAAACUAUUCAAACUUUUUAUUAACAAAACCAAGAUCCCAACUUAAGCACUUGCUUGCUUGAAUCCACCAAGGGCUUGAUUAGGUUUUCUUAAAUUGAAUUGUUGCAAAUAUGCCCAUGACUGAUGUUACUAGUCCAGAUGUGAUUGUCAAUCAUAAUCAAGUCAUGAUGCACAUUUAUGCAACAAGAUCAUGCAGCAUAAUUAAAUAA